CGGAAUUUAAAUUUACAAUUAUAACGAUCACGUUUGUCAGUUCUUCAACGGCGGUAAAGGAAUAUCAAGCAAAAUGAACCUAAGCGCUGAUACCGGGAAUUUUAAAUAUUCGGCUAACGAUACGUUGAUACCAUGGAUUACAUUUAUUCCUCGCGAAGAUUUGACCGAAUGGCUUACGGUAUCCCUGAUAGUCUGCAUAGCUGGCACAUUCUCGUACAUCUUGCUUUUAUCACCAUCACUUCCCAAAAAGGCCUAAUAAACGGUGCCGGGUUACUGCUGUUCCAUUUGAUCAUCAUGGAAGGUUUGAUAGCCACGGGACAUUUUUAUUUAUUUUUUAUCAACGUGUUCAGCCAAACCGUCCCAAGUGACAGUACAGAAUUUUGCUACUACUCCAUGUUGUGUUAUUGGACAACGGCGUUUGUUGCAAACUGGUUGGCGGUGUUUUUAUCCAUUAACCGUUUGGUCGCUGUGGCCAAGCCACACCUGUACCGGUACUUGACGACGCUGUGUGCACGACGAGCGAUGCUGAUUGGCAGCUGGAUUCUGGGUCUCACGGCAGCCGCACCGACCGUUGGCCAUCAUCUUUACCGGCACAUGGCGACUAUACCGGGCUUAUGUAUUAUACAUUAUGGAUUUGCACCGGGAGACGAACAUUUGUUCGAAGUUGUCGUUACAUUGGGAUGUUAUGUUCCCUUGGCCUUAACUCUGGCCGUGUAUGUUUCUCUCUUCGCGGCCAUGAAGUGUCGCACGAGACACGAAAGCAUUCCGCCGCAUGAGCGGUCACAACGGAAGUAUCAGGGAAGAUCAACCAUUCAGCGACGGAUCUCCAUGGCGCGGAUGCUGUUCAUCUCGUCGGCAUCUUAUUGUCUGUGCUUUUAUCCGAUCCCUGUUAUCAUGGCCUUUUUCCCAUACGUUUUUCAUAGAUAUCCUAUGGCACUACUGUGGUUACGAACGCUGGUGUUUGCCGGCUUUGCUGCAAAACCGGCGUUGUACUGCGCUUUAAGCGUGGAGUAUCAGCAAGCGUUGAAAAGACUUUUUCGUCGAAAGGGAUUGACAACGGCUGGGGAUGCAUCGCAAAGUUCAGUGCAGUUUGAUUCCUGAUCGAAACGUUCGAUGCUCAAACAAGCUUCAACUAUACGCUACCGAAACAACAACAGAUUACUAGCGGUGGUUGUUAACCACGUGAUGGCACGAGCGCGAGCGCCAAUACCACUGGGUAUUUAAUGGUACUGGGUUUGUGGAAUUGGAAAAGUGUAACGUACGCUCU
Molecule: messenger RNA, 1267 nt
Organism: Paramacrobiotus metropolitanus
Lineage: Eukaryota; Metazoa; Tardigrada; Eutardigrada; Parachela; Macrobiotidae
Product: adenosine receptor A2a-like
Exons: 4
Coding region: 133-1101 (322 amino acids)
Biological process (GO): G protein-coupled receptor signaling pathway
Cellular component (GO): membrane
Molecular function (GO): G protein-coupled receptor activity
Source: RefSeq, a predicted model, not a curated record